Messenger RNA from Gadus morhua (Atlantic cod), 6963 nucleotides. It is a transcript of the gene camta2, whose product is annotated as calmodulin binding transcription activator 2. Lineage: Eukaryota; Metazoa; Chordata; Actinopteri; Gadiformes; Gadidae. Gene Ontology annotation, molecular function: protein binding; double-stranded DNA binding; transcription coregulator activity. The transcript has 26 exons. Gene Ontology annotation, biological process: regulation of transcription by RNA polymerase II. The coding region runs from base 144 to 4751 and encodes 1535 amino acids. The record is from RefSeq and is a predicted model, not a curated record. Gene Ontology annotation, cellular component: nucleus.
AUGGCGGUGGUGCUGAAGGCGGAAGGUAAACUAGGCUAAGCUAACCAUGCUAAUCAUCGCUACUGCGACUCUUAUGGGCAAUUCAGCGUGCUGUCAUCCAAGCGGAACAAAGCAGGGAGCAGUGAUGUUCCCGAUCCAUCGUCAUGAGCACCAAGAAGAUGGUUUCCACGGAAACAGACAGACAGGUGAACAUGAAGGUGUUUGUACCCCACAAGCUGGCUGAAUGCAUUCCUCGCUCCACCAGCCUGCCUAAAGAACGCCUGCGAUGGAACUCUAACGAGGAAAUUGCUUCUUUUCUAAUUUCCUUCGAGAAACACGAAGAGUGGCUCUCCUACACCUUAAAAACCAGACCGGCCAAUGGCAGCAUCAUAUUAUACAACAGGAAGAAGGUGAAGUACAGGAAAGAUGGCUACUGCUGGAAGAAACGCAAGGAUGGAAAAACCACCAGGGAAGACCACAUGAAACUCAAAGUCCAGGGCAUAGAGUGUCUCUACGGUUGCUAUGUCCAUUCCUCCCUCGUGCCAACAUUCCAUAGACGAUGUUACUGGUUGCUACAGAAUCCAGACAUCGUAUUGGUCCACUACCUUAACGUGCCAUCUCUAGAGGAUUCUGGUAAAUGCGGUCCGUUGCUGUGUGCGGUGUCGGACCGCCAUGACAGUCUGCGCUGGAGCAGAGACGACCUCGUCAACCAGCUGAAACCCAUGUUCCACAGCAUGAAGUGGACGCUGGGCUCCCAUGUGGGCGCCUCCGUGGACCUGAGUGUGGAGCAGCUGGUCCAACACAUCCUGGACCGCCAGCAGACCAAACCACAGCCCCGAACACACAGCUGUCUCUGUACCAACACCCUGGUGUCCCCUGGGGGGGCUGAGAUCCCCCAUCGAUGUAACAGCACCAAGCAUCGCAUCAUCUCCCCCAAACUCCCCCCGUCCCCCCUCCCUUCUGAGUCCGGCGAUGGUGGAGGGGGAGAGAACAGACCCCCCCACUUGCAGAUCCAGCGCAGCCCCCGACCGACCAAUGAGAUACCUCUGACCUCCUCCCCCCCCUCCAGCUCCUCCCCACCCCCACCUCGGCUCUCAACGGCGACCGUUGCCGUGAGCAACCAUUAUUAUGGCGAGCAGAACAACGGGGUGACGACCAUGGCGCUGCCUCAGAACGCCGUUAUCGUCAUGGCAACAACAACCACGACGACGGCGGGGGCGGCCGCAGCCCUCUCUGGGAAGGGGUGCGGCCCCCCUCCCUCCCCUCCCCCCGCAUCCAGCCUCUCGCUCACACUCCUCCCCUCUCCUGUGAUGGGAGGUCUGCUCCUCACCCCCUCCCCCACCCCGUCCCCGGCCCCCCCUCCCUUCGACCCCGACGCGUUCCUCAACUUCCCCAAGCAGGGUCAGACCUACGGCGGGCCCACCUCCUCCCUCACCCCUUCCACUCCCCCUUCCUCCCCUCCCCUCUCCCUCUCCUCGCUCUCCUCGGCCGAAGCAGAGAGGAGAGACGGGGACAGGGAUCCUGCCCUCUCUCUCCCCCUCUCCCCCUCCCAGGUCUCUCCUCCUCCUCCGCCUCCCCCUCCCCCCGCCCUCCUCCCGUUCUGCGUGGAGCUGACCCCCUGCCGGGAGGAGGACACCCUGCCACCCCUCCAGCCAAGCCACGCCUCCACGGGCUCAACACAACGGCAACCGCCCCAAAGCACCACCGACCCACCACUGGGUCAGAAUGGACAUGGUCCGCCCACUCAGCUCCCGGUGGCCAAUCAGACACAGCCAACCAGAGACCUUUGUUCCUCCUCCUUGGCAACCGCACCAAUAGUCACGCCUCCUUCUCAGAUGACCCUGCCCCCUUCUCCAGCGACCAAUCAGCAUCUUCUCCACGGCCAGGAGAGGGCGAUGGAGAGGGAAGAGACCAGGGAGCGCGGAGCCAAUUCUCCAAGUCAGGCUAGCCUGCAUGCUAAUCCCCAAACCAUGGUUAUUCCCCAUGCUAGCCCCGGCCUUGCUAACCCACAAACCCUGCUUCGCCCACAUGUAAUACCCCAAACUAUGGUAAGCCCCCAUGCUAACACUGGCCUUGCUAACCCCCAAACCAUGGACAGCCCCUAUGCUAACACAAGCCUUGCUAACCCCCACACCAUGGACAGCCCCUAUGCUAACGCAAGCCUUGCUAACCCCCACACCAUGGACAGCCCCUACGCUAGCACUCGCUUGGCUAACCCCCAAACCAUGAUAAGCCCUCAUUCUUGCACUAGCCUGGCUAAUCCCCCAACCAUGGCUAGCCCACAUGCUAGCAGUAGCAACCCGGUUCAGGUGAAGGAGGAGAAGGGGCGGGAGCUGGACUGUGAGGACACGCCCAUGGAUACGCACUCGGCAACAGAAGAGGAGGAGCGGGGCGGAGGGGAGGAGCUAGAGCUGUCGUUUGACAGCCAGUUCCCCGACCUCAUCUCGGAGCUCAUCACAGGGGUGGCCCCGCCCCCUAGCCCUGGCCCCGCCCCCGCCCCCGGACCCGCUCCCCCAGGAGUCUUCCCCUCGGGGGUCCGCUACAUGGUGCCCCCCCAACCAUCCCCCUCCUCAUCGUUUCUCUCCUUCCCCCUCCUUCCCUCCUCCUCCUCCUCCUCUUCCUCCUCCUCCUCCUCCUCCUCCUCCUCACGCCUGGCUGUCAUCACAGACUUCUCCCCAGACUGGUCCUACCCAGAGGGGGGUGUGAAGGUGCUGAUCACCGGGCCCUGGGGGGACCUGAGUGGACGUUACUCCUGUCUGUUCGACCAGAGCUCUGUCCCGGCCUCACUGAUCCAACCGGGAGUACUGCGCUGCUACUGCCCAGCCCACGAGGCUGGUCUGGUGUGUCUUCAGGUGGUGGAGUCUGGAGGCGCCGUCUCCUCGUCAGUGCUGUUUGAGUACCGGGCCCGGAACACCACCUCUCUGCCCAGCUCCCAGCUGGACUGGCUGUCCCUGGACGACAACCAGUUUAGGAUGUCCAUCUUGGAGAGGCUGGAGCAUAUGGAGCGACGCAUGGCUCAGAUGGCCUCCCGCGACCAGCAGCACCCCCAGCACCAGCGGCAGCUCAGUACACAAGAGCAGAGCCAGGGCUUCGAGAGGCGUCUGGUCACAGUGUGUGAACAGAUGAUGAGGAUGGGAGGAGGAGGAGAGAGGCUUCAUCAUUCUGUCCGUCACCGAGGGAUGACCCUCCUUCACCUGGCCGCCGCCCAGGGAUACACACACCUGAUCCACACGCUGAUCUCCUGGAGGAGUGUCACCAGGGACAGUCUGGACCUGGAGGAGGAGGUCGACCCUCUCAACGUAGACCACUUCUCCUGCACCCCUCUGAUGUGGGCCUGUGCUCUGGGCCACCAGGGCGCGGCGGAGGUGCUCUACCGCUGGGACAGCUCCGCCCUGGGACGCCCCGACUCGCUGGGCCGCCUCCCCCUGGCGGUGGCGCGGUCCCGGGGCCACACGCGCCUCGCCACCUGCCUGGAGGACCUGCACACCCAGCUCCCCCUGUCCCCCCUCUCCACCAGUCCAGACACAGGUCUGAGUUCAGCCAGUAGCCUGGCUUCUCCUGCUGACCCCGCCUCCCCGUCUCCGAGCUCCGCCUACUCCAGCGCCCCCACACCCAUGGACACCUCCUCCCCCUCUCUCUCCCCCCUCUCCCCUCCCUCUCCCCUCCCCUCCCAGUCUCUCUCCCCCCUCUCCCCUCCGUCUCUCUCCCCCCUCUCUCCUCCCUCUCCUCCCCCCUCUCAGUCUCUCUCCCCCCUGUCCCCUCCCUCUCUCUCCCCUCCCACUCCUCCCCCCUCCCAGCCUCUCUCCUUCCUCCUCCCCCCGAGCCAGCUGUGGGCCAACGCAGCGCAGCAAUCACAGUGUUUGAAUCCUACGGUAAUGAUGGACUACGAGAGCAGUUUGUCCCCGUCUCCACUGGAGGACGGCCUUCUGACCAACAGCGGGAACCCUGAGAACCACGACGAGGAAGAGGAGGAAGAGGAGCUGACCAAGGAGCUACUACAGGUGGACAUGGCACUGCUGGCGGAGCAGAUCGUCGAGGCGACCCCGGAGCGAAUCAAACGGGAGGAUUUCGCCAGGGGGGCGGAGACACCCCUCGCCUCCCCCCCAGACCCGUGGCUGGCGACCUACCUGGCAACCAUGGAAACGCCCCCGCCGAGGCGUGUGUGCCCCCCCUCUCCCUUCAGCACCCUGGCUCUUCAGAAGUUAAGACCGCCCUCCUCGGCCACGUGGGCGGAGUUCCUCAAUGCCUCGACCAAUGGGAGGAUGGAGAGGGACUUUGCUCUGUUGACUCUGAGUGACAGCGAGCAAAGGGAGCUGUAUGAGGCAGCCAGAAUCAUUCAGACCGCCUUCCGGCGCUACAAGGGUCGGAGGUUAAAGGAGCAGCAGGACAUGGCUGCCGCUGUUAUCCAGAGAUGCUACAGGAAAUAUAAGCAGCUAACAUGGAUAGCAUUGAAGUACGCUCUGUAUAAGAAGAUGACCCAGGCGGCCAUCCUCAUUCAGUCCAAGUUCCGGUCGUACUACGAGCAGAAACGCUUCCAGCAGAGUCGAAGAGCAGCCGUCCUCAUCCAGCAGUACUACCGCAGCUACAAGGAGUAUGAACGCCUUAAACAAGGACCACACAACCCCCGCCUCAAGGGGUCGUUCCUCACUAAGAAGCAGGACCAGGCCGCCAGGAAAAUCAUGCGGUUCCUACGACGCUGCAGGAACAGUGAUUGUAGGAUAAAGGAAUUGAAGCAGAUGAAAGAGUUGGAGCGAAGAGGACUGACCACCUGAUACCACAAUAUUAAUAUUACAAAUUAAUAUUAAUUUGUUAAAUGACUAAUAAUCAUAAUAAUAUUACUUAUUAUACUAAUAAUAAUCAUAAUAAUAAUAAUUGGUAUAGUAUGACCAAUAUUAUAUUAUUAUUUUUGUUUAUCAUAAUAAUGAAUACACUCCAGCCACAGCUGGUGAACCUCUGAAAACUACAAGAGAUAUAUACUAUAGAUAUCUAUGAUGUAGAUAUAUAUAGAUAUAUAAUAUAUAGAGACUAUGUGUGUUGUUUACAGCAUGAGUGUGUGUGUGUGUGUGUGUGUGUGUGUGUGUGUGUGUGUGUGUGCGUGCGUGUGUACAUGCACGUGUAUCCGUACACGUACAUGUGAACAUGUGUAUAUGUUGUGUACAUGGUGAAACAUCCCUCAGCAAUGAAAUUGUCAGGAUACAGAUUGUUCUUCUGAUUGGCAAGCUCAUCAUUACUUUGUUCUGAUUUGCUAGCUGAUCAUUGCUGUGUUCUGAUUCGCUAGCUCAUCAUGACCUUGUUCUGAUUGGCUAGCUGAUCAUUGCUGUGUUCUAAUGAACUUGCUCAUUACUUUGUUCUGAUUGGCUAGCUCAUCAUUACUGUUUUGCUGAUUGGUUCUAGCUCAUCAUUACUGUUAGCUGAUUGGCUAGCUGAUCACUACUGUUUGCUGAUUGGCUAGCUCAUCAUUACUGUUUUGCUGAUUGGCUAGCUCAUCAUUACUGUUAGCUGAUUGGCUAGCUCAUCAUUACUGUUAGCUGAUUGGCUAGCUGAUCACUACUGUUUGCUGAUUGGCUAGCUCAUCAUUACGUCUUUUUGAUUGUCUAGCUCAUCAGUACUGCGUUCCUAUUUGCUGGAUCAUAAUUACUGUUUAUUGAUUGGCUAGCUCAUCAAUACUGUUUUGUGAUUGGCCAGCUUGUCAUUAGCUAGCUUGUUUGAGGCCGGACUCUAUCAGAUGACCAGCCAAUGCAACAUGCUAGCGGCGCAAGCUAGCUGAAAGAAGACUCUGUUCUUAGUACGGUUGGAAGGCGAGCAUACUGUUGCAAUUCUUAUAAUUAAUUUAUCAAUUCCAACCGACUAACAGUAAGCCUUAAACUAACGGUUUUCACAUGACUUACAGUUAGGCUACAAACUAACAGGCUUUCUUCAAAUCAGCUAACUUGUUCCCUAACUCCAUGUUCCCUUUAAAGUGAACACUAUAUAGUACACUAUUUAGGGAACAGGUAUAGGGAGAAUACGGACAAGAAUUAAACACCGGGAAUCCAUCGGUGUGACGUCACAUAAACAAGCCUGAUGACAAUGAAAACUGCUAUGCAUCAUGGGAUACAGUGCGAACAUAUGUGAGAAUCAGUUGUAUACUUUUUUUGAGGUCCAUAUUUGGUGUUAAGUAGUGCACUAUAUAGGAAAACCAGAUUUGUACGGUCCCAUUUCAGCCAAUACAACACAGAAGAUACAAAUUGGUUACACAUUAAAGGGCCCCUAUGGUUAGCCAUUACAAGCCGUUUCAAAAUCUGCCCCGCCCUGGGACUUGGUGAACUCACAAGUGGGGACGUCCCUUUAGCUCUAUUGUGGGUAGAUAAGCCUAAUGGUACACUGAUCUAUCCAGCGUAUAUCCAGGUGGACGCUCCCACUUGUGGUGUCACCAAGUCCCAGGGCAGGGCAGAUCUCUAAACGGCUUGUGAUUGUAAACGACAGCAGACGAGCAGCUCGCUAGAAGACCAGCAGCCAGCUGUCAGACUAGCGGCUGUCUAGCUGACUAUCAGCCGGUGUGUCUGGCUCACCAGAGCUGGGGAGGACUUGGUUCUGGCUGUGAGGAACGCGGAGAAAAGAGGUGUAAAUACUGUAGAUAGCUUUAGUCUCCCGUUGGUCCCAGCACUUCUUAAACUUGUUCCUUUUGUUCCACAGAGUGGCCGUUAUAUUCCAUAUAUCCGAAUAACAUCAGAUCAAAUGAGAAAUAUAUAUAUAUAUAUAUAUAUAUAUAUAUAGCUACUAUUGUUGGAGUGAUGCCUUGCAUGCAUUUGUAUCGUUUUUGCAUUUUAAAAACCGUUAAGAGAUAUGAAUCCAGUGUCAACUGAAAUUAUUAAUCUUUUUUUUGCUGUUUGCAUUUUGCCGUUUGUGUCGACAGUUUCUGUAAUUUAUUUAUGAGGUUGUCACGGCAACCGCUGCAUUAUAACGAGCCUAUCUUUGUAAACAAAUAAAUGUUCUUGAAACAUA